UCUUCUCUACCAACUCCUAGCUAGGGUAUCUCAGUGCGCUCUACAUGCAUGUCAACUUUGUUGCUAAUCAUUAUAUUGACCCCAUUCGAAGCUUGGCAUCUCCUAACUGGCAGUGUUGUUUCCGCGUGAUUUGCUUUGGUAUUUGCUUAAGAAUGCACCUGUGUUCAAGCCUGCUACCGGCGGGCAGGUUCAUAUAUAGCUCCGUUCCGUCUUCAGCGAAGACAAGGGCCAGAUAACCUCUGUUUAUCAUCGUCAAGCAAAGGGAACUUAAGCAAGCUGUUUGCGGACCCAAACUUCACCAAGUUAUCUCUGGUCGAUUCUCGGUUUUCGUUCAGAUGGCCGCUGAACUGAUGAACCGUUCCCGUAGCUUGGCCGAAGGAGCUGUGGUCAUGGUUUGCCCAGUGCUUCUAGCACUCUCUCUUGACAAGGUCGACCUCAAAGUGUAUGGGCGCCCUGCUUUCUUCGCCAUGCUUGCCAUGGCCGGUAUCACUUUAAUAACCGCUAUCUGCCCCUUGCUCGUGUGCUGCUUCUCCAAGAGGUUCCCGAACAUGGGUAACAUCGAGCCUGCCCCGGUGACGGCGGGCCUGGCAACCCUCUCAUCUUCUUGCCUCCUCAUCCUCGCCUGCUUCAUCGCGCAGCUCGUUGUCUCCAAACAAGUUUUAAUCGCCGUGGGCGUCCUAUGUGGAGCCUUCAUCCUAGUUCGAGCGGUCUCGUACUGCCUCGGCGGAAAUGGUGACCCGUAUUCACUGGAUCUGCACAAGGUACUGGAUGAAUCGCAUGAGUUCUUGACGGGCGUCACUGGAAUCAUCUUUCUGGGGCUUGAAGGUUUGGCACUGGAAGGUCAUGAGAAUCAGAUGGUUCAGAAGGCCGGGCCUGUGGGCACCAUCAGCUUCAUAGUUUGCGCACUUGGUGUGUGCAUGAUGUACCUCGAGAUGAUCCCCCCUUUAUACUUCGAGGAAAGGGGAGAGGGAGAGAUUGUGUGUUUAACUCUAAUGCUCGACAGCAUCAUGGCUGGUGGUACCUUCACGGUGUUGAUGGUUGUCAUGUUUAAGCUCAUGGGUCCUCCAGCCCUGAUGCUCUUCGCACCUCCAGUAUUGAUAAUCGUCGAACUUGCGUAUCAAAUCGCCGUCGAUCGGAGAUCCCUUCUCGCCGACCAAGCACCCGGCGCUGUCCAAGCGUCCACAACGGCUUCGUUGGAACUGACAAGAGUCACCUUCACUGGAUUCUUGGCUGUGUCGAUAACAGCCAUCCGCAACACUUCGCCCAGCAUGUUGACCAGUUGUUUCCUACUAUUUGCGGCAUCGGCUAUUGUGUUUGGUCUCUCAUGGAGGCUCCUGUCACAGACCCAGAUAACGAACCGUCUGGCCCAUCGUGCUUUAUCGGAUCUUGUUGCUUCCUCUGCUGACCUAGCUUCCUUGUGCACACAUUUCUGCAUUGUAAUCACUACGAUUCUAUUCCUAGCAAUGGCUGGGACAGCCAGAGGAAAAUGAUGCCCAGUAGUGAAGCACUACGUGUGAUAUUUCCUCUUACAAAAUUUGUUAGUUGCACCUGCGCUCAUGUGUUAUAAGUUCUAACAUGUUUGUUCUAUAUCUAUAAUAUCUGGUUCAGUUUUUCUUGUAAAUACAUACAAUUAGUUGGCUAUCAUUUAAUGGUCUUCCAAUCUGU
Messenger RNA from Aegilops tauschii subsp. strangulata, 1665 nucleotides. RefSeq lists its product as uncharacterized. The record is from RefSeq and is a predicted model, not a curated record. Lineage: Eukaryota; Viridiplantae; Streptophyta; Magnoliopsida; Poales; Poaceae.